AUGAAUCCAGUGACAACCCCUACUCCAGCGAUCUCCUCUCUUGGGAGCAAUAAGCGGCCCAGAUCUAUCGAACCUGCUUCUUCCGAUGAGCCAAAGCUCAAGAAACAAAAGGCCGACUCUACCUCCAACCUCCCGGCCCCGGCAACUCCCGGUCUGGCCAAAUGUCCAUUCACGGACGCCUUCUUCGCCGACAUGGCAGUGGUCAUUCGGGAUACGUUCCCCAUCGGCAACUUUGCAGAGAAAUACCACUGCAGCAACAAGGAUGUGCUCGACGCUCUGAGUGCAGUGGUCUUGAAGCCCCUCUGCAUACCAUCAAAUGGGCUCCCAGUCUCCGACCACGCCCAGAUUCUCAUCGCAGACUGGCGAGAAGAUCUCGCAAGAGUCGCCAACGAGAUCAUCACGAUCUCGGGCAACUCUCCAGAGCCACACCCAGCUUCUUCCUCACUGAACCCCGAAUCUCCAGAAUCUGCACCACUCUCUGAUACCAACUCAUCGUCAAUCUUCACCUCUCCGGCAAAGCAGUCAACCUCACCCCCUAGCAGUCUAGGUAUCUGCAAUUCUUCUUCGGAGCCCGCUGGGAAGGGACUCUCAGAUUCCAAACCCUCUUUUCCACUGGUCACUAUCGAGCAGUCACGCCGCUCCCCAACCGAGCCCAUUGCCAGAAGCAGCCCGACGUCUCCGAAGAAGAACAACAAGAAGAAGGGAAAGUACCUGGAAACCCCGACAAGAAAGCGGGUAGAAGUUCGUCGGGACCACACCGGGGUACUUAUCCCCGUUGCAAACUGGAUUGAGGGAUAUCAUAUCCCCAAGCCUGCGGGGUCUGUGGAAAAAGGCCAAGGCCAGGUUGAUGCUAUGACGGAUGAGGAGUUUGAGAAGCGGAUGCAGGAAGGGUGGUUUAGGGAGUUUUUGAAGGAAGAGGAGAGAGACCAGGUUGCUUGCGCGAAACCUGGGUUAAAGCGUGGGCGAUGGAAGAAGUGA
Molecule: messenger RNA, 978 nt
Organism: Penicillium cataractarum
Lineage: Eukaryota; Fungi; Ascomycota; Eurotiomycetes; Eurotiales; Aspergillaceae
Exons: 1
Coding region: 1-978 (325 amino acids)
Source: RefSeq, a predicted model, not a curated record